AACCUCCAAAUUUGAUUUUUCUAUACGCAUAAACACAUGUGAUUGAUUCGAAUAUCAUUGAAUUUGUUUAACAACAAUUAAGCUUAAUAAACUGUAAAGGAAUAAAUUAUUAAGGAAUUUGUUUGAAUUAAAUAAUAAAUAAACAAUGUCGUCGUGGAAAAAAGCUGCCAAAACUGGUCAAAGGACCCAUCUUGAACGUCAUCAGCCCGAAGAACGUAAAAGAUUAGGUCUUUUGGAAAAGAAGAAAGAUUACAAAUUGCGUGCUGAUGAUUACAAUGAAAAGCAAGCGACUCUGAAGCUUUUACGGAAACGAGCAUUGAAUAAAAACCCAGAUGAGUUUUACUUUCAUAUGAUAAAUUCAAAGAUGGACAAAGGUGUCCAUAGGGAGAAGCAAAAAAAAGAAGAUCACACAUUUGAGCAGAUAAAGUUGAUGGAAACCCAGGAUUUGAAGUACAUCGCUUACAAAAGACAUUUGGAAGCACGGCAAAUUGAAAAACUUCAGAGCCAGUUGCAUAUGAUCGACGCGGCCGAUCAAACGCCAAACAAACACAUUUUUUUCGUCGACGAUGACAAGGAGGUUAAAUCUUUUGAUGUCGCUGAGCGUCUGGAGACUCACCCGGCUCUUCUGGCCCGCAAGACAAAUAGACCGAAACUCAGUGUCCUGAAAAAGGUCAAAUUACCUGAAAUUGAUGAAACGACUGCUGCCAAAAUCGAACAGCAGAAACACAUGGCUUAUACGGAGCUACAGAAGCGGGUCGAGCGCGAAUCUCAAUUAGCAAUCGUCCAGCAGAAAUUGGAAAUGCGAAGAGCUUUGAAAGAUAAAACUUUACCGAAACCUAAAAUUAUUAAACAAGGCUCCAAAACAUCGGCUCCCGUUUACAAAUGGACGUUGCAGCGUAAACGAUAAUUGAUUUUAGCUGAUUUAUAUUUUUUUAAAUAAAGUAUAUUCAUUAAAUAUA
Molecule: messenger RNA, 959 nt
Organism: Cotesia glomerata
Lineage: Eukaryota; Metazoa; Arthropoda; Insecta; Hymenoptera; Braconidae
Product: probable U3 small nucleolar RNA-associated protein 11
Exons: 2
Coding region: 146-907 (253 amino acids)
Biological process (GO): rRNA processing
Cellular component (GO): small-subunit processome; nucleolus
Source: RefSeq, a predicted model, not a curated record